GGUCGCACAGGAACUGUUAUUGGCAAAUAUACUGCGUGCCCUUGUCAAGCAUGGGGAAUAAUUCAAGGAAACUCACCCUGAAAUGGGGAAAGUUUCUAGUUUUGACUACGGUUUUCACGACGUGGGUUUCAAUGUGCGACUCGGAAAUGGCCCCUCCUGAUCCAAGAAAAAACGAAAUUGAUGCACGCAUCGGUUUGGAGAAAAACCAAGACGACAACCCAGUCCUUUUUUCUGCAAUCGGGAAGAAUCCUGUCUCAAAAUCAGAACGAUAUUGGAAACGAGUCAGACCUGAAGUAACCGUGCUGAAUGUUGGAAAAGGUUUCAAACCGACCAUCGGCUACUUCGUUGCACCCCGUGACGGAAUUUACUUAUUCAAUUCUGCAGUAUUGAACAAUAACAUGAGUAAUGUACAAGACCGGUUUCUAACCAUGACGCAUCUCACUCACGCGGAUUGGGAUUCCAAGAUUUCUUUUGGAUUUUCUCAACCUGUACUUGCCACUGGACACACCAUCGUGGAAAUGAAGAGAAGGGAUGUCCUGGAGUUUUACGGCCGAGUAGAUAACCAAUUGUAUUAUUCUCAACAUGAAAUGUACGAGAAGAACGAAUUCUGGCGAUUUACCGGAAGACUGAUCGCGGAAAGUGAGGACACCGACGCGGUUGUGUUCUCAGUCGGAGGAAUACCCGCCCUAGCGUCGCCUGCUGAAGAAUGGUCACUCAUGUCCUUUGAAAAGGUUUUCCUCAACAUUGGUGGUGGAAUGGACAACAACAACACUGGGACAUUCGUCGCACCAGUUUCCGGUGUUUACCACUUCCUCCUGCAAUUCCUUGCAAACAACGCGGGGGCUGACGUUAGGCUUGAGAAAGGUGGACUGGAUUUAUCAGGGGCAUUCGUAGGGGACUAUGAUCACAUCACUAUGGAAUUCGGUGCGAUCACGGAAUUGGCGAAAGGAUUCCGGCCAGAAAUGGCCGUGAUGAAUGUCGGACAUGGUCUAAAGCCCAGCAUUGGAUACUUCGUUGCGCCACGGGCCGGAAUUUACUUGUUCAAUUUCGUAGGAUUGAUCCAUGACCUCGAAAUUCACCUGCGUGCAAGAUGGGUUAAGCUGCAACAUUUGGGGGAAAUUCUAAAAGAUUCCAUCUUGCGCUGGAACCUCAAAGACCCGAUGACCCUCGCUGGUCACAACAUGGUGGAAAUAAAGAAGGACGAUGUCGUGGAAUAUUUCGGCAGGAUAGAUUCCUCUACCCCAGACUAUUUCAAGUCCCUUGGAUUUCUGCAUAACAACUGGUGGCGACUCAGCGGGAGACUGAUUGCUGAUCCAAAUGACCUGGAUGCAGUUGCCUUUUGCGCAGCAGAUAUACUCACCAACUCCAUUUCGUCUCCGAGAGAAUGGAUUAAUGUACCAUUCAUGAACGUAUGGUGGAAUCUUGGCGAAGGAUUUCACAAAAAAGAUGGAACCUUCAUUGCCCCCAAAUCCGGCUUAUAUCACUUCUUCCUGCAUUUUGAUGGAUUGGGGGGUCCUCAGGGGGAGAUGAGGAUCGAAAAGAAGGACAUGGUGUUGGCUACAGCAGUGAUGGGGAAGUUCGAUCGACACACUAUUGAAAUUGACGCCAUCACAAAAUUGGACCAGGGAGAAUCUGUUUUUGUGAGGGCGUUUGGAGGCAUCUCAACACAGCCCCAAGGACUGAAAUUCUCAGGAUUCCGCGUCUGA
Notodromas monacha is the source of this 1706-nucleotide messenger RNA. The record is from the annotation of a GenBank genome assembly. NCBI's taxonomy places the organism in Eukaryota, Metazoa, Arthropoda, Ostracoda, Podocopida, Cyprididae.